CAACUAUUGUUUCCGCAUUUGAAUAAGGGAUUGUAGCUGUAACAUAUGCUUUUGCAGAUAGUGUGUGCAUACACUGCUGGUGCUAGUAUUGUGAAGGUAUAUUCUGUUUCUGCAUUGGGUGGAGUCCAGUACAUUGCAUCCCUCAAGAAGCCUUUACCCCAUAUACCAAUGGUUGCUUCGCAAGGAAUAACAACAGAUUCUGUAAGGCACUAUAUAACCAGUGCAGCUUCAGCAGUCGUUCUUUCAGGUGCCACAUUCAGUAGUACUACUACUGCAGAGAAAUUACAGCGAUACAUCAACUUGCACUUAAUGCUUCUUCGCAGGGGAAAGAAGCUGUGCGUGGGUAGAAGUGUUUUACUUGAAAGUGAAGAUUCUAUGCAGGGCAAGCUUUUGAGUUUUCUGGUUUCUUGAUAUCGUGUCUGUUUGUAGUACUACUACAAUGCUGCUACAGCAGCCAUGGUCAGUACCUUCACAUGCAAGUUAACUUCGAAUUGUCGAAGUAGCCCUCCUGAUGCUAAGAAUACGAUACCAGUUAUAAACUGAGCAGAAUACUUGGAAUGCCAUCAAAACCAAGAUCAAGACUGCAGCCAAAAGUGUCAGCGACUGCCAAGAAGCAAACACAUAUUGCCCCAUAAAUCUCCCAAUCCUCACCUUCCAUCGUCCAUUAUAAUACAAGUUCACUUCUGCAAUCACAUCAUCUAGAAAAGCCACUCUGGUCAGCCUAAUCGACUUGCUCAUCCCAUUCCACAAAUCUGCUGCCUCAUCAUCACUCUUCAAGUGAUUCAAUACCACGCCCCGCUCCCUCAGCAGCUUCACAUCCUCCCCAGUGUCAAUGAUCCCAUUCAUCAGCUCCGUGUAUCGUGUGAAAACCAGUGGGCCCACUGAUGCAUUCGAUGCCUCGUAUGCCACCAGGUUCCUCAACACGACUUCUGUAUUAACAUCUAAGCUAACUAUCGGCAGAUGCAGCUUCGAUGACUUGUUGUCGAAGCUAAUGCUCAAGAUACUGCUCACGGUUGGGACAAUAUGGACCCCGGAGCUUACGAGCUCUGUAACUGAUGGGAUGUUGAUUUCUUCUAGCAGUGGAGGUCGAUAGAGGUUGUUGUUUGAGUUGCUUGGCCCUGGUCUGCUGUCGUGGGGUGGUGACGAGAAGAUGAAAUACUCGACCGGGUGUCUAAGGAUGGCAAAACCAGGGAGGAGAUUGGUGAGGAUUGUGAAUGGCAAUCUGAGAACGAAUUUUACUGGUUUCGAUAGCAGAAGUCUCUUGAGAUGAUCUUUGUCUAGCUUGGAGGUAAGUCUCUUAACUGAUGUGAGGAGACCUUGAUUUGAUCUUUCGUUGUCGUUGCAUUCCGUUGAUGAAUCAUCUGCUUGCGUUAUUUGAUCUGCAGCAGCUGUUUCUUCUG
Molecule: messenger RNA, 1400 nt
Organism: Linum tenue
Lineage: Eukaryota; Viridiplantae; Streptophyta; Magnoliopsida; Malpighiales; Linaceae
Source: the annotation of a GenBank genome assembly